AUGCGUGAUACUAAGGCUCCUACAGAUAGUGUCAACGUUCAAAUUACCACUAUUAAAUUAAAUGGAUCCUCCAAUUACUUGUUAUGGGCCCAAGCUGUGAAGGUCUAUAUUAAUGCCAAAGGGAAACUUCAUUAUCUUACCACAGACCCUCCUGAUGAAAAUUCUAGAGAUUAUAGUGGUUGGAUGAGAGAGAAUGAUACACUUCUGGUGUGGUUAUGGAAUAGCAUGGAACCAUCCAUUGCUACUAAUGUCAUGUUCCACACAACUGCUAAGGGAGUGUGGGGUGAUCUUAUGGAGAGUUACUCACAAGACAAAAAUAUGUCUAGAGUUUAUGAACUAUAUGAGAAGAUCUUUAAUUUUAAACAGGGAGACAAGUCUCUUGGAGAAUAUUAUAGUGCUUUGAAAGGUAUGUGGGAAGAACUCAAUCUUUAUCAGCCCAUCACUACUGAUCUUGAGAGACUAAAGACACAACGAGUUGAAUUUCAAGUGGCCAAAUUUUUAUCUCGCUUGAAUGCUUUGACUUACGCUGUGAAGAGUCGCUUCUUCUUUGGAGAGAGAGUUCCUUCUAUGAAUGAAGCAUUUUGUCGAAUUCAGCGCAUUGUCCCUCCGUCUUCUACUUCAUCUAAAGACAAUUCAGCAUUUGUGGCAAGUAGUGGUGGUCGUGGUGGAUUUUCCAAUAAAGGUCGUGGUUUCGGGGGAGGUCGUAGUCGUGGUGGUGGACGUAGUGGACAAAGUUCUGAUCCAGUUAGCCGUCAGUGUAUACACUGUGGCAAAUUCGGUCAUAUUGUUGACACUUGUUGGGCCAAGCAUGAAAAGCCUGAGUGGGCUCAAUGA
Molecule: messenger RNA, 834 nt
Organism: Eucalyptus grandis
Lineage: Eukaryota; Viridiplantae; Streptophyta; Magnoliopsida; Myrtales; Myrtaceae
Exons: 1
Coding region: 1-834 (277 amino acids)
Source: RefSeq, a predicted model, not a curated record